This is a messenger RNA of Cryptococcus deneoformans JEC21, 1694 nucleotides long. RefSeq names its product cdc2, putative. Gene Ontology annotation, molecular function: ATP binding; cyclin-dependent protein serine/threonine kinase activity; RNA polymerase II CTD heptapeptide repeat kinase activity. Bases 141 to 1589 code for a protein of 482 amino acids. NCBI's taxonomy places the organism in Eukaryota, Fungi, Basidiomycota, Tremellomycetes, Tremellales, Cryptococcaceae. Gene Ontology annotation, cellular component: nucleus; cyclin/CDK positive transcription elongation factor complex. Gene Ontology annotation, biological process: transcription elongation by RNA polymerase II; protein phosphorylation; positive regulation of transcription elongation by RNA polymerase II. The record is from RefSeq and is a predicted model, not a curated record. The transcript is spliced from 4 exons.
CACCUCGUGAAAAAGAGCAAAAAUAAAUCUGGCAAACAAAGUAGACUGUAAGCAUAUAUAUAGAUACACAAGCUCCAAAAAGGUUGCUCCUCAGGACUAGCUCAGAAAUGUGCGCUCAAAGAACAUAGAAUCAUUCUACUAUGGACAGAAGACGCCUAGUCAUUGGGCAAGGUCGACAUGGAGCCGUGAUUGCGCAACCAACGCCCUCAGUUCCCACAGUCUGGGAUAAAAGGAGUAGACCAGGCACUACGGACGCCAAUCAAUGGAGAGCAACUUCUUUAGGCGGCCUGGAGGGAUGGCAGGCCGUCAAGAUUGUUUCUGCCCCCCCAGAUGGAAGAUUGAGAAGCAUGCUGCCUCAUGAUGUAGGGAAAGAAGUUGCAAUUCUCAAGAGAUUGGAUCACUCAAAUAUCGUCAAGCUUGUAGAGCACCACUACGACACCGAUCUCCUCGAGCACUACCUUCACUUUCCAUUAUUUGUCUGCACUCUGACCGAUUUAUUCAGAGAUCCUUCCUUUCCCUUCGAGCCACCUGCUAUUCCUCUACCACAUCCUUCUCCUCAGUCGUCUCUCAGCGUCACCACAGGUUUAUCAUAUCAGCUGCUCACAGCCCUCGAUUAUCUGGCAUCCAAUGACGUUGCCCACCGCGACAUUAACCCGUCAAAUCUCCUGAUCGACUUCUGUGGGAACCUCAAGCUUGUCGAUUUCGGUACUGCCUGGUCAGGCUCAUCUGCCUUGAUGAUGGACGCCCAAGGCGGGACUGUCGUGGGGCAUGAUCGUUCAGCAACCGGGAGAGAACAAAGCCAGGGCGACGAUGACGGUGGCAGGGCUUGCAGCUCAUGUAAUGUCGGAACGGGAGCCUAUCGAGCACCGGAACUUUUGUUUUCACCAGUGAGGUACGAUCCAUACGCUGUAGACUCGUGGGCAGCGGGAUGCGUGAUUGCCCAAAUGUUCAGGCCAUUUGGGUCAUGCUAUCCCCAUGAGUUUGAUGAUGCCGGAAGCGAUACGGAUAGUGAUAGCGACGCUAGAAGUGACGGUGAAGAAGACAGUGACAAUUGGAGCGACGAUAUGGAAGAUCCAGAUCCACUUGAUGAGUCCUGGCAUCGCGUACGAAAUAGCGGUGGCGAUGGAAACGGCACUGGUUAUCGUACUGAUACUGCAACUGGUGGUGAUAAUCGGGAGAUGGGUGAAAGACAGCCAAUAUUCGACGCUAGCUUUGGUACAUUAGGUUUGGCGGCUAGUAUCUUCAAGAUCAGGGGAACUCCAGUACUUGACAUUUGGCCUGCCUUUAACCAGCUCCCAGACGCAGGCAAAAUCGAAUUCCCGUCCUCCCACCCCACCCCUUUAACCUCUCCACUCAUUCUUCCUCAUCUCCAAGAAGGACUCGAUGAAUUGAUGGCAGCAGCAAGUGAAGUGAUAGAGGGUCUCUUGACGCUUGACCCCGAUCGGAGGCUUACCGCCAAGAAAGCUCUACAGUCGAGAUGGUUUGAAGGGGUGGAUAACGUACUUGUGCAAGGUGUUUGUCGGCCAUGGGUUGAUGUAGGGAAGAAGAGUUUGGAGCGCAAGAUUCAGAGUGUAUGGUAUGAUUUAUGACCGUCAUAAUCGCCCUAAUCACCAUCGCUUGCAGGAUAUAAUGAUAGUUGAUAGUUUACAGGUGAUCAAAUGUUGUAUGCAUAUGGCUUAGUACGUACGAAGAAC